CGAAACAACGCAAGACCGGCCAGACCGGCGAGAGGGUCAAUGUAAUAAUGCAAAUAAAAAGUGUUCCAGCGGCAAGUCAUCACAUGUGGACGGAGCAUUUAGUUAAAGGACUGCUUCGCAAAGGCCAUCAUGUGCACACAGUGAGCGUACUGGAGACUAAGGUUGAGGGGAAACUCGCAGAAAACCUAACGUACGACAUCUUCGAAGAUGUGUUUACGUCUCACGACAAAUUUCAAGAUUACUGCCUUGACCAAUGGGAGCAGUUCAACGAAUUCUAUAUGGCUUAUGUUGGAUAUUAUUGGGGUAUCACAAAAUGCGAUACAGUGAUAAAAACUAAAGCAGCAAAAGAACUGUUGGAAAGGAUCAAGGCUGUCGAGUUUGAUGUUAUAGUACAAGACAUGACUGUACAGGAAUGUUUCUAUGGAUUGUGGGAGGAUGCUAAGGGUAAGCCACCGAUAGUAGGCUAUCUUCCGUAUGCCAGUGCACCUUGGCUCAAGGAUUUGACCGGUGGUCCAAGUUAUCCAACUGUUCGACCUUAUACCAAUUCAGAUAUUGCGAAACCUGUAGGUUUGUGGCAGACUACGUGGAAUACUUUAUAUUUCAUACUGGACGAUCUUCUGCGACACUAUUAUUUCUUGCCUAACAUUCAACGGAUUGCUGAGAAAUAUGUAGGCCACGCAAUCAGGCCAUUACAUGAAAUAGAAAAAGACAGUAUUAAUAUACUUUUAAUUAAUAGUUAUUGUGCAUUUGAGCUUGCAAUUCCAUUACCGCCGAACAGUUUGGAAAUUGGGGGAUUGCACGUACAGCCGAUUGCUGGAGAUGAAGUCGUAACGUAUCCCAAGAACGUGCAUGUAUUUCUUGAUGAAGCAAAGAGCGGAGCCAUUGUAAUAUCGUUUGGAACAAAUGUGAGAUGGAAAUCUGUCGGGCUAGACAAGAUUAAGGCCGUUAUAUUGGCUCUGUCGAAAUUGAAACAACGAGUGCUUUGGAAGUUAGAUAUUGAAGGAGAUAUUGGAGCGUCAUUUCAAAUGCCGGACAACGUAAUGGCACUGAAGUGGAUACCACAAAAAGAAGUUUUGUCUCAUAAAAAUGUGAAAGCAGUCUGGAUGCAUGCUGGUCUUCUUAGCACCCAAGAAGCCAUUUGGGAAGGUAUACCAAUGAUUGUAACGCCUUUCUUUAUGGAUCAAAAGUCUAAUGCUGAAGUAUUAGUGGCUAAAGGCGUUGGUAUACGCUUAGACUUUAAAAUUUUAUCUACACAGUCCGUACUACAUGCAAUUGAAAAAAUACUUUACAAUAAAAGCUAUACAAGAAAUAUGAAACGAUUAUCCAGUGAAUUCCGGGACCGGCCAAUACCACCAUUAGAUUUAGCUGUUUGGAGUAUUGAAUACACCGCUCGUCAUCCAAAUGGAAGUUUAGCAACGCUACUUAGAUCUCAGAGCUGGAUGGUACAAAAUCAAAUCGAUGUCUACGCAGUUUUGUUCCUUAUUUUCUUCAUAAUAUUGUUGAGUGUAUACUUUUUAACAAGAAAAUUAAUUAAUUUUUGCUAUAAUUAUACAUAUAUUGUAUUUAAGUUGCGCAAAAGCAAACAAGCUUAAACUGUCCCACACAGCACAGAAAGAUUGCAGGAAGAUUGCAGAAAUGUUACAUUG
Messenger RNA from Vollenhovia emeryi, 1646 nucleotides. RefSeq names its product UDP-glucuronosyltransferase 2B1-like. Gene Ontology annotation, molecular function: UDP-glycosyltransferase activity. The transcript has 7 exons. Bases 48 to 1592 code for a protein of 514 amino acids. The record is from RefSeq and is a predicted model, not a curated record. Lineage: Eukaryota; Metazoa; Arthropoda; Insecta; Hymenoptera; Formicidae.